Molecule: messenger RNA, 237 nt
Organism: Trichoderma harzianum CBS 226.95
Lineage: Eukaryota; Fungi; Ascomycota; Sordariomycetes; Hypocreales; Hypocreaceae
Exons: 1
Source: RefSeq, a predicted model, not a curated record
GUGCACCUGACCACCCUUUUGGCCUUGGGUUGCUGUCCGUCUGGCCACAAAGGAAUUGUCCACGGUGGCCUUAUUGCCACACCCCUAGACGAAAGUCUAGUUAUCUCCAUCCAGCUUAAUACAGCAAAGAGAAAAUCAGGCUUCCACUCUACAGGCAUAUACGUUGCAGGAUCCCUCAAUAUGAGAUUCUUAACACCGCUUACGACGAAUGAGGAUGUUGUAUGGUUGAUGGCAUAG